GAGACCGUAUUGAGAACUCUGGCUGCCUGGGGCCGCCAUUUUAAAUAUGGGGCUAGCUCGGAAGCCCCGUACGGUGAAACCCAGGGGCGUGGGGCUGCCAUAUUGGCGCUAGUCCCAUGGCGGUGGCCAUCUUGGAAAAGGGCCCGCCGUGGGCGCGGCCAUCUUAGAAGUAAAACCGGCCCCUUCGCAGGAACUGGAGCCGAGCUCCUCCCCUCCGUUCCCGAGUUCCUCGGCUGCGAUUACCCUCGGAAUCCCUCCCUGGAUCUAACCUGUUCGGUCUGUUUUCACUUUCACUUGUGUUCAGUGCUUUCGCGCGCGCGUGUGCGUGCGUGUGUGUGUGAGUGCUCCCCGUAGCCUCUGAGCGUCUGUUUUAACUUAAUUCUUCCACUUGAGACGCCCUCUCGCGCCCGCCAUCCCCCCAGUCCCGGCGAUCUCCGAUCCCAGACAAUGUCUAGCCUGAUUUGACUGGCCCUAUUCUUGGGGUAUGGCAGGCCUUUCACCUCGCGCACACACUCCCAGAUCUACAGACUGAUGAUCCUCUCCCCAAGAACUCUUAACACAGGAGCUGUCCUCUGAGACUCUGGAUGACUUUAUUCUUCAAACGGCUUUACCCUUCUCAUAGCUCCAGGCAUUCUGAACCUGGACUCGGACGGAGCCGGAAGGAGCUGAGGCCCAGGCAGACUCCCCCCCCCCCACCCUUAAAUGGGGUGGUCUGGACCUGUGACAUCGCCCGCAGUGGAGUCUGUACUGGUUGCGGGGGACCCUGCUCAUUUGAAAAUCUGACAUCAGCUGGGCAGUCGCCCCCCUCCUCCCUCCUCCCUCCGCUCUGACAUAGCAUGUAGUGCCUGAAUCAUCUUUUCUUUCCCGGGGACUCUCCAUUCCCUAUAUCCAGGAAAAUGUGAUGAGCUACAGGUAUCAGCUUCUAGAUCACCAACCACUUCAUGUUCUAGCCACAAGUGACUCGAGUGGAAGAUCCGGGGGCAACAAGGUACGUCAGGAAGAUGCCUACAGAACAAGGAGAAGCUGGGGGAAAAGAGGUGUGCAGAUACCAGAUCAAAGAAUCGGACAAAGAAGAGGAACCACCAGCUGCUUCAUCCCAUGGCCAAGGGUGGCGUCCAGGUGGCAGAGCAGCUAGGAACUCGAGGCCUGAACCUGGGGCCAGACACUCUGUACUCCCUGCCAUGGUCAAUGACCCACCAGUACCUGCCUUACUGUGGGCCCAGGAGGUGGGCCACAUCUUGGCAGGUCGUGCCCGCAAGCUGCUGCUCCAGUUUGGGGUGCUCUUCUGUACCAUCCUCCUCCUGCUCUGGGUGUCUGUCUUCCUCUAUGGCUCCUUCUACUAUUCCUACAUGCCCACAGUCAGCCACCUCAGCCCCGUGCAUUUCUACUACAGGACUGACUGUGAUUCCUCCACCUCCCUACUCUGCUCCUUCCCUGUUGCCAAUGUCUCGCUGGCUAAGGGUGGACGUGAUCGGGUGCUGAUGUAUGGACAGCCGUACCGUGUCACCUUAGAGCUUGAGCUUCCAGAGUCCCCUGUGAAUCAAGAUUUGGGCAUGUUCUUAGUCACCGUUUCAUGCUACACAAGAGGUGGCCGAAUCAUCUCUACUUCUUCGCGCUCCAGCCACAUGAUGAAGCAAAUCUCUGAAUGCCUACAUGGAGAAAAUUUCAGCCUCCUGCUGUUUGGCUUUGCAGAGCAGAAGCAGCUCCUGGAGGUGGAGCUCUACUCGGAAUACAGGGAGAACUCGUACGUGCCGACCACUGGAGCGGUAAUCGAGAUCCACAGCAAGCGCAUCCAGAUGUAUGGGGCCUACCUCCGCAUCCAUGCCCACUUCACCGGCCUCAGGUACUUGCUGUACAACUUCCCGAUGACCUGUGCUUUCGUAGGCGUCGCCAGCAACUUCACCUUCCUCAGCGUCAUCGUGCUCUUCAGCUACAUGCAGUGGGUGUGGGGGGGCAUCUGGCCCCGACACCGCUUCUCUUUGCAGGUCAACAUCCGGAAAAGAGACAGUUCCCAGAAGGCAGGGCAGCGAAGGAUCUCUGUCCGUCAUCCAGGGCCCCAAGGCCAGGAGGAGUCAACCCAGCUGUCAGACAUCACAGAGGACUGCGAGAGCCCUGAAGAUCCCCCGGGGGCAGAGGGUCAGCUCCCUGAGGAGGAGAAAGCAGACCAGCGGCCCUUGAAUGGAGAGGAGGAGCUGGAGCCAGAAGCCAGUGAUGGUUCGGGCUCCUGGGAAGACGCGGCUUUGCUGACCGAGGCCAACCUGCCUGCCCCUGCCCCUGCCCCGGAGACUCUGGGCAGCUCUGAACCCUCUGUGGGCAAUCUCCGACAGCGCCCCACCUGCUCUAGUUCCUGAAGAGAACAGGGCAGAGUCCUGACAUUCCAGUCCUUUCUCACCUGACCCCUUCCCCAAUAAACUAUUUUCAUGCCA
Mirounga angustirostris (Northern elephant seal) is the source of this 2426-nucleotide messenger RNA. RefSeq names its product BSCL2 lipid droplet biogenesis associated, seipin (gene BSCL2). NCBI's taxonomy places the organism in Eukaryota, Metazoa, Chordata, Mammalia, Carnivora, Phocidae. The transcript is spliced from 13 exons. Gene Ontology annotation, cellular component: endoplasmic reticulum membrane. The record is from RefSeq and is a predicted model, not a curated record. Gene Ontology annotation, biological process: lipid droplet organization; lipid storage. The coding region runs from base 1002 to 2351 and encodes 449 amino acids.